AUGCAACCAUUCAAUAAGUAUUACCCUCCAGAUUGGACACCUGAAAAGGGCUCUAUCAAUACGCAUUAUGGCAAACAUGCUCUUGGAGACCGAGCAAGAAAACUCGACGAGGGCAUCCUUAUAGUCAGAUUCGAAUUGCCAUUCAAUAUUUGGUGCAAUGGAUGUGAAAAUCAUAUCGGCCAAGGUGUUCGAUACAAUGCCCAAAAGAAGCAAAUUGGUAAAUACUACAGUACGCCUAUAUUGCAGUUUCGAAUGAAGUGCCACCUAUGUGAUAACUGGAUCGAAAUUCAUACAGAUCCCAAGAAUACAGCCUACGUCGUUGUGAGUGGAGCUCGCAAAAAGAUGGAGGAGUGGAGUGCAGACGAUACUGAAGUGAUUCAGUUGCAAGAUAAAGAACAGAAGGAACAGCUGGAAUCCGACCCCAUGUAUCGCCUUGAGCAUGGUAUCAAAGACAAAAAGAUCAUCCAAGAGGCCACACCGCACUUGACACAACUACAAACAUUGAAUGAAACGCAAUGGUCAGAUCCAUAUACCAAAUCACAGCAACUGAGAAGACAAUUUAGACAGGAAAAGAAGAAAGACAAACUUAUAUUGGAAGAGACGGAAAAGUUGCGAGAUAAGCAUUCACUGCAGAUCGAACUACUGCCCGAGACAACGAGUGAUAUUGUAGAAGCUAAAUCAAUUGAAUACAACGCAACACAUGUGCUCGAUGAAAAGAGAUUGGAUGCAGCAGUAGCACCACUAUUCAACACCUCAAAAAGCAACAAGAAGCAUGUGGGCACCUUGGGCCAUUUAGCGUCAGCAAGAACACGUUUAAAGACAGAUCCUUUUUAUCAAUCCAAACCAUUUACAACGACAACGGCAACAGCAAGGCCAUCCAACGAGACGGGAUCAAUGAAACUAAAUGACGUGAAGGUUGUGAAACCAGUUGAAAAGAGACAAAAGAUACGACACAAUGACGCUCCUAAGCAAACUACCACUGCAUUGGUAUCCUAUACCGACUCUGAUACCGAUUAA
Mucor velutinosus is the source of this 1017-nucleotide messenger RNA. RefSeq lists its product as uncharacterized. The record is from RefSeq and is a predicted model, not a curated record. Lineage: Eukaryota; Fungi; Mucoromycota; Mucoromycetes; Mucorales; Mucoraceae. The transcript has 6 exons. Gene Ontology annotation, biological process: mRNA splicing, via spliceosome. The coding region runs from base 1 to 1017 and encodes 338 amino acids. Gene Ontology annotation, cellular component: U2-type spliceosomal complex; post-mRNA release spliceosomal complex.